Molecule: messenger RNA, 3270 nt
Organism: Rangifer tarandus platyrhynchus (Svalbard reindeer)
Lineage: Eukaryota; Metazoa; Chordata; Mammalia; Artiodactyla; Cervidae
Source: the annotation of a GenBank genome assembly
AUGGCUGGUCUCAUGGCCGAAGUGAGCUGGAAGGUCUUGGAGCGAAGAGCCCGGACCAAGCGCUCAGGCUCAGUUUAUGAACCUCUGAAAAGCAUUAAUCUUCCGAGAUCUGAUGAAACUCUGUGGGAUAAAUUGGAUCACUAUUACAGAAUCGUCAAGUCAACAUUGCUGCUGUAUCAAAGUCCCACCACAGGUCUCUUUCCCACUAAAACAUGCGGUCACGAUCAGAAGGCCAAGAUCCACGACAGUCUGUACUGUGCUGCUGGCGCCUGGGCUUUGGCUCUUGCAUACAGGCGCAUUGAUGAUGACAAGGGAAGGACCCAUGAGCUGGAGCACUCGGCUAUAAAAUGUAUGAGAGGAAUUCUCUACUGCUACAUGCGUCAGGCCGAUAAGGUCCAGCAAUUUAAGCAGGAUCCACGUCCAACAACAUGUCUUCACUCUGUUUUCAAUGUACAUACAGGAGAUGAGAUCCUCUCCUAUGAGGAAUAUGGGCACCUUCAGAUAAAUGCAGUGUCUCUCUAUCUCCUUUACCUUGUGGAAAUGAUUUCCUCAGGACUCCAGAUUAUCUACAACACUGAUGAGGUCUCUUUUAUUCAGAACCUUGUAUUCUGUGUAGAAAGAGUUUACCGGGUACCCGACUUUGGUGUCUGGGAAAGAGGAAGCAAAUAUAAUAAUGGCAGCACAGAACUGCAUUCGAGCUCUGUUGGCUUAGCAAAAGCAGCUCUAGAAGCAAUUAAUGGAUUCAACCUCUUUGGCAACCAGGGCUGUUCUUGGUCAGUUAUAUUUGUGGAUCUCGAUGCCCAUAAUCGCAACCGGCAAACUUUGUGCUCAUUGUUACCCAGAGAAUCAAGAUCUCAUAACACAGAUGCCGCCCUGCUCCCCUGCAUCAGUUAUCCUGCAUUUGCCUUGGAUGAUGAAGUUCUCUUUAGCCAGACGCUUGAUAAAGUGAUUAGAAAAUUAAAAGGAAAAUAUGGAUUUAAGCGUUUCUUGAGAGAUGGAUAUAGAACAUCAUUGGAAGAUCCCAAUAGACGAUACUACAAACCAGCUGAAAUUAAGCUGUUUGAUGGCAUUGAAUGUGAAUUUCCCAUAUUUUUCCUUUACAUGAUGAUUGAUGGUGUUUUUAGAGGCAAUCCUAAGCAAGUAAAAGAGUAUCAGGAUCUUCUGACUCCAGUACUUCAUCACACCACAGAAGGUUAUCCUGUCAUACCAAAGUACUAUUAUGUGCCAGCUGAUUUUGUAGAACAUGAAAAAAGAAACCCUGGUAGUCAGAAGCGAUUCCCUAGCAACUGUGGCCGUGAUGGAAAACUGUUUCUUUGGGGACAAGCCCUUUAUAUCAUUGCAAAACUCCUGGCUGAUGAAUUAAUUAGUCCUAAAGAUAUUGAUCCUGUUCAGCGUUUUGUCCCACUACAGAAUCAACGAAAUGUGAGCAUGAGAUUUUCCAAUCAGGGUCCACUGGAAAAUGAUCUGGUUGUUUAUGUAGCACUCAUAGCAGAAAGCCAACGCCUCCAAGUUUUCCUCAACACAUAUGGUAUUCAGACUCAGACUCCUCAACAGGUGGAACCCAUUCAGAUCUGGGCCCAGCAGGAGCUGGUGAAAGCUUAUUUCCAUCUGGGUGUCAAUGAAAAAUUAGGACUCUGCGGAAGGCCAGACAGACCUAUUGGCUGCCUUGGUACAUCAAAGAUUUAUCGCAUUCUAGGAAAGACUGUGGUUUGUUACCCUAUCAUCUUUGACCUUAGUGAUUUCUACAUGUCUCAAGAUGUUUUACUGCUGAUAGAUGACAUAAAGAAUGCACUGCAGUUUAUUAAGCAAUACUGGAAAAUGCAUGGACGUCCACUUUUCCUUGUUCUCAUCCGGGAAGACAAUAUAAGAGGUAGCCGAUUCAAUCCCAUAUUAGAUAUGCUGGCAGCGUUUAAGAAAGGAAUGGUUGGAGGAGUUAAAGUUCAUGUUGAUCGUCUACAGACACUAAUAUCUGGAGCUGUGGUUGAACAACUUGACUUCUUACGAAUCAGUGAAAUAGAAGAGCUUCCAGAAUUUAAGAGUUUUGAGGAAUUAGAAGUUCCCAAACAUUCAAAAGUCAAACGACAAAGCAGCACCUCCAAUGCUCCUGAACAGGAACAGAAGCCAGAUGUUACCAUAACUGAAUGGAGAAACAAACCCACCCAUGAAAUUCUUCAAAAACUGAAUGACUGUAGUUGUCUGGCUAGCCAAGCCAUCCUACUGGGUAUACUGCUCAAAAGAGAAGGCCUCCACUUCAUCACAAAGGAAGGUACUGUUUCUGAUCACAUUGAGAGAGUCUAUAGAAGAGCUGGCAGCAAAAAACUUUGGUCGGUGGUGCGCCAUGCAGCAAGUCUUUUAAGUAAACUAGUGGACAGCCUGGCCCCAUCCAUUACUAAUGUUUUAGUGCAGGGCAAACAGGUAACUCUGGGUGCCUUUGGGCAUGAAGAAGAAGUUAUCUCUAAUCCUUUGUCUCCGGGAGUGAUUAAGAACAUCAUCUAUUACAAGUGUAAUACCCAUGAUGAGAGGGAGGCAGUAAUUCAGCAAGAACUGGUCAUCCAUAUUGGCUGGAUCAUCUCCAAUAACCCAGAAUUAUUCAGUGGCAUGCUGAAAAUACGAAUUGGGUGGAUCAUCCAUGCUAUGGAAUAUGAACUACAAAUCCGUGGUGGAAACAAGCCAGCCAGAGACUUAUAUCAGCUGUCACCUAGUGAAGUAAAACAGCUUCUACUGGAUAUUCUCCAGCCUCAACAGAAUGGAAGAUGUUGGCUGAACAGGCGUCAGAUCGACGGCUCUUUGAACAGAACCCCACCUGGGUUCUAUGACAGAGUGUGGCAGAUCCUGGAGCGCACGCCUGAUGGGAUCGUUGUGGCCGGGAGGCAUUUGCCCCAGCAACCAACCCUGUCAGAUAUGACCAUGUAUGAGAUGAAUUUCUCUCUCCUUGUUGAAGACAUGUUGGGAAAUAUUGACCAGCCAAAAUACAGACAGAUUGUCGUGGAGUUACUAAUGGUCGUAUCCAUUGUACUGGAAAGGAACCCUGAGCUAGAAUUUCAAGACAAAGUAGAUCUUGACAAACUGGUGAAAGAAGCAUUUCAUGAAUUUCAAAAAGAUGAGAGUCGACUAAAAGAAGUUGAAAAACAAGAUGAUAUGACUUCCUUUUACAACACUCCCCCCCUGGGAAAAAGAGGAACAUGCAGCUAUUUGACGAAGGUUGUAAUGAAUCGGCUGCUGGAAGGAGAAGUCAAGCCAAGCAAUGAUGACCCGUGUCUGGUUAGCUAG